Messenger RNA from Aureobasidium pullulans EXF-150, 1708 nucleotides. RefSeq lists its product as uncharacterized. The transcript is spliced from 3 exons. NCBI's taxonomy places the organism in Eukaryota, Fungi, Ascomycota, Dothideomycetes, Dothideales, Saccotheciaceae. Gene Ontology annotation, molecular function: protein binding. The record is from RefSeq and is a predicted model, not a curated record. The coding region runs from base 430 to 1335 and encodes 301 amino acids.
CGCCCAGGCCUCGGCGAUCGAUGAAGGCGGGGCAACUUGGCGGUGUAGUCGAGGCGGCGGGGUGAGAGGCGAAUAGAUUGCGCUGUGUGCAUCAAGGUGCUACAGGAAAGCACAGCCUUGUAAAAAGAUGUUGAAAGAAAGCAGGAGAUGACAAAGAAGUACAGAAGUUUGAAGGCGAGCAUGGGAAAGUCGAAGUGAGAGAAAGAACGAGGCAACAAUCACAUGGCAACCCAAGCCACAUUUAAGACGUCAUGAAGGUUCAGUGGCUGAGUGAAGACCGUCCACCUUCCUGUCUUAAGGUAUCGACCACGUUUUCCUAGCUCUCUCAUCUUCACUACUCCCUUCGAUUUUGCACUCUGCACUACAUCAAGACCUGCUUCAUCAGAUCUACCAAGCUCCAGAUCCGGAUUUAUCGAACAUCUGACAAACAUGGCCGACUACGCUCCCCCUCCGGGACCUCCUCCACCUCACGUUCCUGAAGGAUGGAAGGCUCAGUGGAACGACCAAUACAAGGAAUGGUUCUUCGUGAACCUGUACACCAAGCAAUCGCAAUGGGAGAAGCCCACCGAGCCUGCCUACCCUUCCUCUGGCGGUGCUCCUCCCGGCGCACCUCCCGGCUACGAUUCAAACCGCACCCAGUACACCGGUCCUGAGAAGGGCAACUACGCUUCGAAUAACCCCUACGGCUCAUCCGGCAUCAAUUCGGGCGCUGGAUCCGCGCACAACAUCAACGACGACGAGGCCCUCGCUCGCAAGCUUCAAGCCGAGGAGGAAGCUCGCGCCCAUCAAUCCGGUCAGACCGGAGCACGCACUGGCGCAUCAGACAACUACUACAGCUCUUCAACUCCCCAGCCUCAGUCUCAGCCCCAGUACUCGAACGAGCUACCGCCCCGCGAACAAGACCGUGGUAAGAGCAAGAGAGGUUUCUUGGGUAAACUCCUUGGAAAAGCCUCCAGCUCGAGCUCGCGCCCCAAUCAGGGCUAUGGACAGCAAGGCUACCCUCAAGGCGGCAUGGGUAUGGGCGGUGGUGGCUACGGCAUGCCGCAACAGCACUACGGAGGAUACCCUCAGCAAGGCUACGGUGGCUACCCACCUCAGCAGCAAUACUAUGGACAACCGCAGCGUAAGACCGGCGGUGGUCUUGGAGGUGGUGCUGGUAUGGCCUUGGGUGCCGGUGCCGGUCUGCUCGGUGGUGCUAUGCUGAUGAACGGUAUCGACAAUGCCGAGGAUCAUGCCUACGAGCAGGGCUAUGAUCAAGGUUAUGACAACGGCAAUGAUGGCGGCGGCGGUGACGACUUUGGUGGUGGUGACGAUAUGGGCGGCGGUGACUUCUAGUCCCGCUCGUUGCUCACUAAUCGCUCCUAGUUUGAUCGGACUGCACCAAAAACGAUUGACACGAACAACUUUCACGAUUCGAUCACUGAACUGGCGGGUUUUGUGUUACAUGGUUUCCCUAAUAAUGCCCUUCUUGCCUCUACUUUUACAUAGUAAAUACUGAAUGCUUCAUGACCACUUCUGACAUUACCUCCCUGCGUCAGCGUGAAACAAUAUCUGCAGCUUCCUUAACUCCAGCAUCCUCACCCUUGCUCGCUCUUUCCAAAGUCAUGGCAACAAUGACUGCAGCUCCGAUGCCAGAACCAUCUUCUGCACUCGUCAAGACGAUCGGAUCUUCUGUCCUACCGUCUUGCCAGUCCAAUAUCUCACCCAG